AUGGGGCUGAAUGCGGAUAUUGUGCACAGUGUGUCUCAAAGGGAAUUUACCACUUAUGCUGAGUGUUUGAGACAAUGCAAUGUUGCUGAAAACACCUUGAAGAGGGUUCGGGAAGAAAGAGAGCAGAACGAGCCGGUUCGUAUGAAUCAAGGGUGGUCGAGACAGCACUUGAAACCCCGUACUUCUCCAGCGGUGAAGAAACAGACCCAUGGUGGUAACUCAACUCAACCUUCUUGGUGUGGCAAGUGCAACAAGAAGCAUCAUGGGAAUUGUAGGCCGAAUUUUAGGAGUUGUUACAGGUGCCAUCAACCAUGGCAUUAUGCGGGGGAUUGUACUGCCCCAGAUGUUUCUGAGAAGACUAAAGGUCGUGUUUACACCUUGGACUCUAGGAAAGCCCAAGGAAACUCUAACCUUGUUGCUGGUACAUGCUAUGUCAAUAAUCAACCCUUGUUUGUGUUAAUAGUUUGUGGAGCGACGCAUUCUUUUAUUUCUUAUCAUUAUGUACGGAGGCUUGGUAUUGAGACAAGUCUUCUUUCUAAUCCUAUGAUUAUCUCGUCGGCUACUGACGAUGUAGUAGAAGCUCGAGAGGUUUGCAAGGAAUGUUCUAUUACUUUCAAUGGUUGUAGAUUUUUGAUUGACCUCAUUUUUCUACCACUUAAGAAGAUCGAUGUAGUGCUGGGAAUGGACUGGUUAUCGGCUAACUCGGUGUACAUCGGUUUUAAGGAGACGGCUAUCUUCAGUCUUGUUGAGGAGACCACAUCAACCGAGGCCAUUGAACAUCUUCUUGAAGGUACGGUUAACAUGAUUAAUUACCUUUUUGCUCAAGAGAAGUCUUUCCCUUUUGGUUCUUACGUCGGACUCCAAGGACAAGAAUCGUGUAUGGAGAUUCCGGUUGUGUGUUAA
Vicia villosa (hairy vetch) is the source of this 903-nucleotide messenger RNA. RefSeq lists its product as uncharacterized. The record is from RefSeq and is a predicted model, not a curated record. The transcript has a single exon. The coding region runs from base 1 to 903 and encodes 300 amino acids. Lineage: Eukaryota; Viridiplantae; Streptophyta; Magnoliopsida; Fabales; Fabaceae.